AUGGAAGAAAUUGAGAGGCUGCGGAGUCCCUCGUUUUCUUCACAACCCGUCUUUCCAUCCCGACACCAGCUGGAUUACGUGAGAUCCCUGCUUCACCCGGUCAGCAGCGAAAUUGGACUUCGAAAUAGCGAGCGAGACGUGGUGGAAAAUGCAGUCCAGAAGCUGAUGGAAGCGACACACAACGAUUCAUCGCUGAGGAGUCAUCUCGGCCUCAAUGGAACAGUGACUUUUGAAAGUCACACGAACCUCGGUAUUACCGAUGACUCCCUUUCCGAAUCGACUGGCUCCAGACCACCCAGCCGAACGACUCGACGAAAGGCACGAGGGAAGGGUAACCGAGGAGAUCAGUUCUGCAUACACCGGACCUCUGAUGAUCAAAAUAUCCCUGUUGUCGCGAUUGAGUAUAAAGCGCCACAUAAGUUGAGACGCGACGAGAUUGUUACAGGGCUGGUCUCAGAGAUCCAGCCGGAUCGUGAUGUGAUUAACCAAGAGGGCGAGGGAUAUGAAUUUGCAGAUGCGACUUUCUACUACCGUCGCAUCCGGUUUGGGUAUAUCGAUACCGGAGAGGCAUAUGUUUUCCUCCACAUCCCUGACGAUCCAUCCUGUGUCUACUACUCCGUCUGCGUGCCAAGCCUAGACGUCCAAGAUGACGACGAGAAUCGACUCCAUCGUACUGCUGUUGCGCAAGCCUUUGCCUUUGUGCUUCAGGCCAUCCGAUCGCCGCCGCCCUGUCAAGCCUGGUAUGACGCUGCUGAGCAUCUCGAUACAUGGACCGUGGAGUAUGAGGACGUGCUGAUUGCGUGCCGCUCUAUCUAUCUGGAUCACGGGGAUCCCAUGGCUACACACUUGUGGCGAAAGGAUCAUCUUGAGGACCUCCAGGGGAAUUUUGUUCCGGUUUGUCUCGGUGUUGUGCACCUUAUCAAGCCCUACUACUUUGAUAGCGGUGUGUAUGAAGACUUCAUGUUCCUUAGCUAUGGCGGGCGACCAGUCUUGAAAGAAUUGAGAGACGUCAACGCAGAUAUCGCCAACGAAAUUCUUACCGCGCUCGCUCGAUUGCAUCAACACGGAGUCCUCCACCGCGAUGCAGAGCCACGCAAUGUGCUCUACGAUAAACGCACUGGCAGGUACAUGAUCGUGGAUUUGAUGCUAGCGAGAUUCCAUACUCGACAACCUCUCGGGCCCGUCAACGUCAACGUCAACAGUCGAAAUCGGAAGAGGAAAUGGGCGCCAGGAAAGCAUAAGACGGACGUUUUUGCUGCUGAGGCGCAGUCCUUGCGGGCGAGUCUGACAAAAUAG
Messenger RNA from Fusarium pseudograminearum CS3096, 1296 nucleotides. RefSeq lists its product as uncharacterized. The record is from RefSeq and is a predicted model, not a curated record. Lineage: Eukaryota; Fungi; Ascomycota; Sordariomycetes; Hypocreales; Nectriaceae. Bases 1 to 1296 code for a protein of 431 amino acids. Gene Ontology annotation, biological process: protein phosphorylation. Gene Ontology annotation, molecular function: protein kinase activity; ATP binding. The transcript has 4 exons.